UUAUAACAGAGUCCAAUUAUAUGUACAUAUAUAAAUGUAAAGGAAAAAGCUGGAGAACUUGCUAAUCAUUUGAUCAACAAGAAGAAUACUAGCUAGCAAGUAUAUUUGAAAUGUUUUCUUUACAAGCAAGUGAUGACUUAUUAAUUCAAAUUCUCUCAAAUCCAUGUCAACAAAGCAAGAAUAAUAUUUCACAAGAUCCAGUUAUGGAUUUUGCUUCUAUGGAUACAACGCGUACUCAUAUUCCUCCAAAUACUAAUUCACAGAAAAAGAGAAUAUCCAAAAGAAAACUGAAUACUAAUAAUGAAGAUGGAAUUGCUUCAGAUGAUCAUUUCAAGCUUAGGAAAAUUAUACAUAGAGAUAUUGAACGUCAGAGAAGACAAGAAAUGGCUGCGCUCUACUCUUCUCUUCGUUCUCUCCUUCCUCUACAAUAUGUCAAGGGAAAGCGUUCAGUAUCGGACCAUAUGCAUGAAGCUGUGAAUUAUAUAAAAGAAAUGCAAGGAAACAUCAAGGAAUUGGAGAAACAGAGAGACUUGCUAAUGAUACCCAAUUCAAUCCGACAUGGAACUGAAAAUGAUAGCACAUUCACAGAUUGUACUGUAACAGUGAGUCCCUGUCUGCAGGGUGGUGUACAGAUCUCAAUCAGUGUUGAUUGUAAAGGGAAAAAUUUUCCUCUUUCAAGAAUUCUGGGUGAGCUUCUGAAACAAGGGCUUAAUAUGGUUAGUUGUGUUUCUGCAAAAGCGGAUCAAAGGUCACUCUACACAAUUCACACUGAGGCGUGUGAUAUGAACAACAUUGAUCACCUGGCACUGCAACAAAAAGUGAUUGAUAUGAUCAACCUGGACUUGUAAUUCUCGGUUUACAAUUAAUAACAUACCAUUCAAGUGCAUUUUUGGCAGUAAGGAUGUUUGGGUUUGUAGAAAAUGCAUUGGCUGCAGCUUAAUUCCACUAAUGGUCUGGCGUGGCAAAUUGCGAUGUAUAUAAAGCAAUGAGGAAAAUAAAGGAUUCUCUGCUUUUCUACUUCAUGAGGAUAUACGAGUUGAUUUUACCGAUGGUUACUCAACUAAUGUAAUUAUUAUCUCAAAAAGUUAUAUUUCUUUUUGACUAACUUUCUGAGAUAAUAAUUACAUUAGUUGAGUCAUUACUAUUGAACUCUAUAUUUGACUUGUAUGAGAUCAAUGAUAAAUAUAAUCGGAAAAUGGUUAUGGACAA
Molecule: messenger RNA, 1209 nt
Organism: Solanum stenotomum
Lineage: Eukaryota; Viridiplantae; Streptophyta; Magnoliopsida; Solanales; Solanaceae
Product: transcription factor bHLH36-like
Exons: 3
Coding region: 111-848 (245 amino acids)
Biological process (GO): regulation of transcription by RNA polymerase II
Cellular component (GO): RNA polymerase II transcription regulator complex
Molecular function (GO): RNA polymerase II transcription regulatory region sequence-specific DNA binding; protein dimerization activity; DNA-binding transcription factor activity, RNA polymerase II-specific
Source: RefSeq, a predicted model, not a curated record